GCCGAAGGCUGCGUGGGUCUGUCCUGCCGGCUCUGGUCCACCUUCUCAGAUCCCUGCCUGUCAGGAGAGGACAGUCUGUAGAAAAAGAGAGGACUUUGGGCUUCUGACAACCUACUUUCAGGUCCUGGCUGCAUGGAAACAACAUGGACUCUUACAAUUAAGAUUGCAAAAAGUCACCCCAGACAGCAGAAAUCCAUCCUGAGGUGAAAUAACAUCUGCUUGGUACCCUGGCAGAAUUUCAAGGCAGACAUUGGGCUGACUCUGGGGUCAUGAUGUUGCCUGAUCUUUCUGCUCUGGGAGAGCAAGACUGGGAGAAGACUUUACAUUCCAAGAAUGGGGAAGAUAUGGAGACCAUGAAGAAACUGACUCAAAAUCAUAAGGCAAAAGAUUUGCCUUCUAACCAUACUGACUGGCCCCAAGAAAAGCAGGGAAAACUCCAAAUACUGGUACCAGUUACAUUUAGGGAUGUGGCUGUGAUCUUUACGGAGGCAGAAUGGAAGAAACUGAGCUCUGAGCAGAGGAACCUAUACAGAGAAGUAAUGCUGGAGAAUUACAGGAAUCUGCUCUCAUUGGCAGAAUCAAAGCCAUACCCUUGUUCCUCCUGCCAUCUGGCGUUCUCCUGUCAGCAGUUUCUCAGCCAACCUGUGCUUCAGAUCUUCUUGGGCUUGUGUGCAGAAAAUCACUUCCAUCCAGGGGAUUCCAGCCUAGGGCAUCAGAAACAGCAGGAACAGCACUAUUCUGAUCAAAGCUGCUGGAGUGAAAUCACAGGUCAAGAGAGAGAAGGUGACUCCAAACCUUUGUCUGCAAGGACAGAGGAGAGAGAGACCUCAAGGGCAUUUUCCAGUCCACCCCAAAUGGAGCCCCACUCAGCCCAAAGUGUAAACCCUGUGCAACCAGAUAAAGGAUUGAAGGAAUUAGAAACCUUGAGAUUUGGAGCAAUCAGCUGUAAAGAGUGUGAACCAGACUGUAGCCUGAAAGCAAACUUCAUUACAAACCUGAUUACUUUUGUAGGGGAGAAGCCCUAUGUUUGCAGUGAUUGUGGGCAAGGUUUUAAAGAUAAGUCAAACCUCAUCAAACACAACUGGACACAUUCGAUGGAGAAGCCUUUUGUGUGCAAUGAGUGUGGCCGAGGCUUUAGCCGGGUGUCAAUCCUUAUUGAUCACCAGAGGACACACACAGGGGAGAAGCCAUAUGAGUGCAGUGAGUGCGGGCGAAGCUUUAGCCAGAAGUCCAACCUGAACAGGCACCAGAGAACACAUUCAGAAGAGAGGCCUUAUGUUUGCAGAGAGUGUGGGCAAAGCUUUAGAACUAAGUCUAUCCUCAGUAGACAUCAGUGGACUCACUCAGGGGAGAAGCCCUAUGUUUGCAAUGAGUGUGGGCGAGGCUUUACCGAGAAGUCAUCCUUCAUCAGACACCAGAGGACACACUCAGGUGAGAAACCUUACAUGUGCCUGGAGUGUGGGCGAGGCUUUAGUGCCAGGUCAACCCUUAGAAAACACCAGAGAAUACACUUAGGGGAGAAGCCUUAUGUUUGCAGUGAGUGUGGCCGAGGCUUUAGGCAAGUGUCAAUCCUCAUUAAUCACCAGAGGACACACUCAGGGGAGAAGCCUUAUGUUUGCAGUGAGUGUGGCCGAGGCUUUAGGCAAGUGUCAAUCCUUAUUAAUCACCAGAGGACACACACGGGGGAGAAGCCAUAUGAGUGCAGUGAGUGCGGGAGAGGCUUUAGCCAGAAGUCCAACCUGAACAAACACCAGAAAACACAUUCAGAAGAGAAGACUUAUGUGUGCAGGGAGUGUGGGCAAAGCUUUAGAGAUAAGUCUAUACUCAGUAGACAUCAGUGGACUCACUCAGGGGAGAAGCCCUAUGUUUGCAGUGAGUGUGGGCGAGGUUUUACCAACAAGUCAUCCUUUAUCAGACACCAGAGGACACACUCAAGUGAGAAACCUUACAUGUGCCUGGAGUGUGGGCGAGGCUUUAGUGCCAGGUCAACCCUUAGAAAACACCAGAGAAUACACUUAGGGGAGAAGCCUUAUGUUUGUAGAGAGUGUGGGCGAGGCUUUAGUGCCAGGUCAACCCUUAGAAAACACCAGAGAAUACACUUAGGGGAGAAGCCUUAUGUUUGUAGAGAGUGUGGGCGAGGCUUUUGCGACAAGUCAACCCUUAUCAUACAUGAACAGACACACUCAAGAGAGAAACCUUACAUGUGCAGAGAGUGUGGCCGAGGCUUUAGCCGGAAAUCAUUCCUCCUCGCCCACCAGAGAACACACUCAGGGGAAAGGCCUUAUGUUUGCAGAGAGUGUGGGCGAGGCUUUAGCCAGAAGUCAAAUCUCAUCAGACAUCAGAGGACACAUUCAGAUGAGAAGCCUUAUAUUUGCAGGGAAUGUAGGCGAGGCUUUUGUGACAAGUCAACCCUCAUUGUACAUGAGUGGACCCACUCAGGAGAGAAACCUUACAUGUGCAAAGAGUGUGGCCGAGGCUUUAGCCGGAAUUUACUCCUCCUUCUUCAUCAGAGAACACACUCGGGGGAGAAGCCUCGUGUAUGUUGGGGUCAUGUGCAAGACUGAGUAAUCAGUCAAACCUCACCUUACACCAGAGAGACACACAGGGAGAAUUCCGUGUGUGUGUGUGUGUAGAGUGUGAGUGAAGUUGCAGAGGUGUAUGGAUCCUCAUCAGACUUUGGGGGACACAUUCAGGAGAUGUGCCUUGUGAGUGCAGAGUGUGGGUAGCUCUAGCCUAAGUCAGCCUUCAGUGUGCACAAAAGGACACACUUAGGGGAGAAGUUUUGUAUGUGCAGGGACUAUGGAUAAGGCUUUAGCAAUAAGUGUUUACUGAAUAUCCAGCGAAAGACUGGAGUAGAAGCAUCAUGUGUUCAGGGAGUGUUGAACACGAGCAAAAGAAUGAGCAUGAGUCAAUUACAAGAUGGCACACUCAGGGAGGAGCUCUUUGUUGGCAGGGAGUGUGGGCAAGGCUUUUAUGGUCACACACCACAAGGAGAGUCCAUACGUGGUGACACUGUGGAGCUCCAUUCACAUGAUCUUUUUCAGGCUAACACCCCAGCUGCUCCAGAGAACUGUGCUGCUGCUUGCAGAGGAAUGCAUCUGUGUGUGCAUGGGGAGCUGUGCAUCUUCCCCAGGGGUGGUUCCUGGCCAGUGACUGGUUGAUAUUGUGGAAACAAAACCCCACCUCCAGGGGUGGCUGGUUAGCUCAGUUGGUUAGAGUGUGGUGUUGUAAUACCAAGGUCAAGGGUUUGGAUCCCCAUACUGGCCAUUGCAGGUCAGCUUCUUCCUCUGCCCAGUCCUGCCGUCACUCCCCCCCAGUGAACCCUGAUUCUCCAUCUCAUCUCUUCAGAGAAUCUAGUCUAAGACAUCUUCAGUAUAAGAGGAAUGUGGAUGCGGCUUUGGCCAUAAGUCAUCCCUCAACAGACCCCAGAGUACACAGAGAUACACAGAAUAGAAGCUCUGCAUGUGUGGAGAGAAUGGGCAAAGACUUAGGAAAAGGUACACCUUAUCAGAGAACAGCUUUUUUGGGAGAAGCUUUAUACAAGCAAGGAGGGAGACUGAGAUGUGUUAAGCAGUACGUUACACCUCCCCAUGCACCAGAGGCCACACUUGGAGACCUGUGUGGGCAGGGUUUGCGGGUGGAGCUUUAUCCCCAUGUUUCCCCCAGCAGACUUAAGAGUGUUACUUUGUGUUGCUUUGCCCCCCAUGGAUUUGUCACCCCUCUUCCCCUGGGUGA
Galeopterus variegatus (Sunda flying lemur) is the source of this 3735-nucleotide messenger RNA. Its product is annotated as zinc finger protein 343-like. Gene Ontology annotation, biological process: negative regulation of transcription by RNA polymerase II; regulation of cytokine production; regulation of immune system process. NCBI's taxonomy places the organism in Eukaryota, Metazoa, Chordata, Mammalia, Dermoptera, Cynocephalidae. The record is from RefSeq and is a predicted model, not a curated record. The transcript has 7 exons. Bases 270 to 2564 code for a protein of 764 amino acids.